AUGGAAGAAGAUGCUAAAAACUUUGUGAGGAGAUGUCAAUCUUGCCAGAAGUUUAGGAACUUGAUACAUGCACCAGCAGUUGAACUGCACAACAUCAAGACUCUUUACCCGUUCCAUACUUGGGCAUUUGACCUGGUAGGUUCUAUAGCGCAACAAUCCAAAGGCUACAGAUGGAUACUUGCAACAACUGAAGUUAGUACCAAAUGGGUAGAGGCUAUACCGAUGAGAAAGACAGAUGGGGCAAGAGUAGCCAACUUUAUCAGAGAGAACAUAAUCUGUAGGUUUGGCAUACCCAAAGUAAUGUUGUCUGACAAUGGAACUCCUUUUGUAAAUCGGCACAUUGGAAGACUACCGGAUGCCUACCAAAUUAAGCACCACAAGUCUAGUCCAUACUACCUCCAAGGGAACAGACAAGCUGAGGCAACCAACAAAACCCUCAUCCGAAUACUGAGUAAAAUGAUGGAUGAAGCAGGAGUUAAGUUGGCAGUACCCUCAGCAAGGAUGCCUAUGUCAGCACACUUAGUUCUAGACAGCAGGAAGAAUGACAUAAAGGCAGCUGAAGAAAUAAGAGAUCGGGCCUCGCGGGCAAUGGAAAAGUAUCAUCAAUCCAUAGCAUGUGCCUACAAUUAA
Molecule: messenger RNA, 630 nt
Organism: Camellia sinensis
Lineage: Eukaryota; Viridiplantae; Streptophyta; Magnoliopsida; Ericales; Theaceae
Source: RefSeq, a predicted model, not a curated record